AAUAUGCUUCUACGUUUAUUUGUUAUUAAAAAAUAAUAUAGUUUUUUUAAUACAUUUCAAAAAUAUCGAAAAAAUCCUUAAAUGUCUGCAGUUACAUUUGCCAUUCAUCAAACGUACUAUUUUUCAAACUUAUGGAAGAAAUUAUACCCAAGAUCCAUGUAUCCUCACAAAAUAUACAUAAAUCUCUCAUUAUGUUCCAGUAAGAGCGAUAUCGAAAAAAAUAAAAGUUAUAACACUCCUCAUCCACCUAAAGAUCUCCCAGAAUACUACAAUCCUUCUUGUAUGAAACAUGAAGCCAUAGAGACACCAGAUUUUAUACCGCCAUCUGUUUUUCGUCGAUUUAGUUCAAAGUAUGAGACGUUGGGACCAGGAGCCGACAAAAGAGCAUUUUAUAAAAAUCCAGAAUAUUACUCGUAUCACCGCUAUUCUUUUGCAGCAUUGCAAAUGACAUGUUUAAGUAUUCGUGAGCAGCGAAUGAAGGAGUCAAAUAUACGUUGUAUCUAUGGUUAUGAACAAAGUGAUGAUGAAAAAUAUAGCAGCGACGAGGAUGGGUAAUAAUUGCCGUAAAGCAUUUUUGAAGUAACCUUACAUGUUUAUGAAAGACAUUUUAUUUUCAAUAAAAGCCUU
This is a messenger RNA of Lucilia sericata (common green bottle fly), 627 nucleotides long. RefSeq lists its product as uncharacterized. Bases 82 to 555 code for a protein of 157 amino acids. Gene Ontology annotation, cellular component: mitochondrion. NCBI's taxonomy places the organism in Eukaryota, Metazoa, Arthropoda, Insecta, Diptera, Calliphoridae. The record is from RefSeq and is a predicted model, not a curated record. The transcript has a single exon.